This is a messenger RNA of Prorocentrum cordatum, 2260 nucleotides long. The record is from the annotation of a GenBank genome assembly. NCBI's taxonomy places the organism in Eukaryota, Dinophyceae, Prorocentrales, Prorocentraceae.
GUUGACGGUCCGCGACGACCUGAGAGCCACCAUACAUCACCCAAAGACAUCGCAAGAGGCCCCCAAGAGGGGCCAAGGCGGCCCCAUAGCCAUUUUGGCUCAAGCGUCUCUGCUCAGGGAUCUAAAGCGAGAGUGCGGCGGCCCAGCAGCAGGUCGGACAUCUCACACAAUAUUGGGUUCCAUUAUCGUUUUGCUAGCAUGGCGACAACGACUCAUGGUAAGCCUGAGAAGGUCAAGGGCUUGAAGUCGAAGCCCUGCGGUGAGGGCAAGUGUGGCGUGGUUCCCUUGAGCGCUGAGCAGCAGCGUCUAAAGUGGAAGGCUACGAUUGCAGCAAUGUGCCUUGAUGCAAUCCCUGGGAUCUAUGUUGGCUCUUCGACGUGGGUGGACCACAUGAACAAAGCGGUGCCGUCAGGCAUGUCCCAUUGGUUCGCCCCGGGAGUUACACAGCCAGGGUUCUUCAUUUUCAUGGCCUUAUGUGUGUACUUCCCCUUGUUGGCGCUCCUUCUUCGCAGGAAGAUCGUCGGUGAGCGGGCGCUAGGUAUCUUGGCUGUGGCUGCCUUUUUGUUCCCUUUGUCCAUCGGCGUGACUGCAGGAGGUGGAAGUUUUUGGGUGCAGUAUUUCGGGGCUGCUGUAGGUGGCGUCGGCUUGACGGCAGCUCAGUUUGUCGAGAAAAUCGUGGCAGUUCAGUGGUGGGCUCUCACAGGGGAGCAAGCCAAAGGGGCCGGUAUGAUGGGGGGUUCUGUUGGGCUUUGGUCCGUGGCAUUUACGCUUCUCUCAGCAAGUCUCAUUGAUGGUCUCGGCUUGGAGUCUGCGAUGUACAUCUUGGCGGCUGUCGUCUUCGCGGCGACGUUGGUCCCGUUGUGGCUCACAUUCGCCGAUGGGUUGCAUGCUCCUCCGCAAGCUGCGAUGGACGCAAGCUCCAAUGCCCCGGCUCGCUCUACGUCGCCCGAGUUCAGCACGAUUUCUGUGUUGAGCUCGCUGCAAUUCUGGCAAUUACUUUUCCACUUCUUCGCGAUUUUCUUCUUUGGCUUCGGCCUGAAGGCCCUGCUUAGCCCCAUCUUCCAGACGACCUAUGAUGUCACUUACCUCCAGUCGGCCUACUUUGCAGCCUUUGUCCUCGCAGUCUACGCAUUGAUGCGCAUUGGGCUCCCGCUGCUGACGCAGCGCUUCCCACUGAUGCCUGUCCACAUGGUCUUGUUGGCAAGCAGCGCCGCGCUCUAUGCAUGCUGCCCUGCUAUCGUGAAGCACCUCCCGAUCUGCUGGCUCAUCGUGGCCAACUCCCUGACUGGCGCCUCGUUUGCGGGCUCGAGCACCCUGCGUAAUUUGCUCGCCCUCGAGCUGUACGGCGCGAAGGAUCUGGCCAACGUCCUUCCCCUUCUCGAGGUGGGUGUGGGCGUGGGCAAGUUGGCUGGGCCCGUGGGGGGGUACUACAUCUUCCUCCAGGACACCUCUGGUGCAGCCGUUGCGAGCAGUACCGCCUCCUACAACCCUUUCUUCUACGCUUGUGCCGGGUUGGCGGCUCUGGACUUGGUCAACGUAGUGGUGUUGCACCUCCGCAGCAAGCAUCGAGGGAAGACGGCGCGCCUCGAAGAUGCCAUGUCAAUUCCCACACCUCCCAUUGUUGACCAACAGCCUGGCUUUGCCGACCCCGAGUGGCAAGAGGAUGCAGACGAGGAGGAGAGCGAGAGCGAGGACGAGAGUCAGAACAAUGCCUCUAUCGCUUGAUCGCGAUAGCGCGUCGGUCUAACAUGUAAGCGAUCGGCGCUGGCAGGUCGGACGGCACACAGGUCGGCCACGCGAACCUGGGCAGUUGACCAGGUCUGUAGGUUUCAUGUGCCACCCGAGCUUCGUGACUGUUUUUUGGCAUUUACAGCGGUGCUUCGAAUUCGGCAAUCUGCAUAGCGCAUCUGCAAUGUUUUGGACAUCGUAAUGCGACGCAGAUCCUAGUCGCGAGUUUGCCCCGUCUUGUAUCUGGCGCGCGCGCGCUGGCGGCGAGGGGGCUCGCGCGGCGCUGGCCUUUUACAGGGGGCCAUGUUUGAUGGCUCUUACUCUGUGCGCCAGGCUCCCAGCAGUUGGUGCGCAAGUGUGGGAGGCAUAGCGAUGUGCCCGACAACGGGACUCCGCGCUCAUUAUUGCGACCGGCUCCGCCAUUACAGCACAAGGCAAGCGAGUGGGCCAUGUCCAAAAGUGACGCGCCCCAGAGGUCACCGCGCGUACGCAUCAUAUCUUGAGACGUCUCCCGGCACCCUCGCCGCACAAA